CGCCGUGUCGACUGCUGAUACCCUUAAGAGGUCAUAUAAUCGGGGUAGAUGGCGUGGGGCGUGGGGAGAUCAAUACAAUGACUGCUCCCUUCAAUUUUGUCGAAGGACAGAUAACUCUCAAUUCAUUGUGAUAUCACCGGUGUGUGUAGGUCUAGCAGAACACAUUUUGUGUUAUUUAUGAUAAUAUUUAUAUCGUGAAAAGAUGAUUAGAAGCAUUAUUAAACCAAGCAAUGGUCGUAUUCUUCAGAGAUUACUUACCCAAGGUCAACAGCAAGUAAGAUUUCGAUCACGACUACCAUUUAACACAGUUAUAUUAUUUGUACCUCAACAAGAAGCCUGGGUCAUAGAAAGGUUUGGUAAAUGGCAUAGAGUUUUAGACCCAGGUUUAAAUUUUCUUCUUCCCGUUGUUGAUUCCAUUAAAUAUGUUCAGACAUUGAAAGAAAUAGCAAUAGAUGUUCCACAUCAGGCAGCUAUUACCAUUGAUAAUGUAACAUUAACUAUGGAUGCUGUGCUAUAUUUACGUGUAAUCGAUCCAUAUAAGGCUUCUUAUGGAGUAGAAGAUCCAGAAUAUGCUAUAACUCAACUAGCUCAAACUACAAUGAGAUCUGAGAUUGGUAAAAUUACACUUGAUGGAGUAUUUAGAGAAAGAGAAUCACUUAAUACAGCCAUUGUUCAUGCUAUAAAUAAAGCUGCUGAAGCGUGGGGUAUUAGUUGUAUGAGAUAUGAAAUACGUGAUGUAAAAUUGCCAGCUAAAGUUCAAGAAGCCAUGCAGAUGCAAGUGGAAGCAGAAAGAAAAAAGAGAGCAGCUGUUUUAGAAUCUGAAGGUAUUAGAGAAGCUGAAAUCAAUGUAGCUGAGGGUAAAAAGAAAUCAAGAAUUUUAAAUUCUGAAGCUUUUAAAGCAGAACAAGUAAAUCAGGCCACUGGUGAAGCGGAAGCGUUGAUAGCAAAAGCUAAUGCCAAGGCCAAAUCCAUUGAUAUAGUUUCUUCUGCACUCUCACAAAGGAAUGGUAUAAAUGCUGUGUCCUUUAAUGUUGCUGAACAAUAUGUAGGAGCAUUUAGUAAUUUAGCUAAGAAAGGAAAUACUCUUAUUUUGCCAACAAAUACGGGAGAUGUUUCUAGCAUGGUCGGGCAGGCCAUGGCAAUAUAUAAAAAUAUAGCAAAUCAAUCAAUAGAUCAUGAUGAAUAUGAUGACACUCCAUUAAGUCCUUCUGAUUCUUCAAGUUAUCUACAUGACAAAUCUAAUUUUGAAUCAGCUGAAACAGGAAAAGAUAACCCUGAAAAUAGAUCACCAGAUGAUAAAUUAUCUUGAUCCUGCCGUUUAAAUUAUAAACUAUUUUAUGUAGAAAUGUAUAAUAUACAUAAUGUGGAGACAUUAUUGCAGUUAAUAAAGUCUGGUAAAAGGGGACUAUUAUGUACCAUGUGAAUUUUUUUUCUCAUGAUUAUUAUAGCAGACCAGUAUUUACAUGUGCAAGUGGAAAUUUACAUGAAAUAUGAUUAUGUAGAUGUGUGACAGAAAUAUAAACAAAAGUAAAGAAUGUAAUUUUUUUGUCAAAAUUAGAUUUAUGUAUCAAAGAUUUGGAUUUAUGAUCAGGGGUCUAUUUUAUUGAUUUAAAUAUAUACCAGUCACUCUAUGAUGAUAAUUUUUUAUUUACAUGUGUCUUGUUAAAAAUAAAUUAAUUAAAAGUAAAACCAAUAUCAAAUAUAUGUGCAUUGUUAUAUGGUGCUAAAAUGCUAUACAUGGUUUAGUUCACUGUUUAAAUUUUCUCCCUCUUGAUUAAAAAGACAUGGUAUUGGUGCCUUGGAGAUCUUGUACGGUCAAUAAAAUGAAAAUUUACUAAUGGAUUUGACAAAACAGUUAAAUCUGAAGUAUUCAAUAUAUAUGAUUUUAUGCAAAAUUUGAGAGAGAUAUAUAGAUCAUUAAGAUUUAUUACAAGUUGUACACAUUAUAGCCUAUGGUAGUUUUCAAGGAGUUAUAGCAGACACUCUUAAACAUGUUUCUGACAAUAAGUGAGUGAUUGGAUUUUUGAUAGCUAGUCUAGCCAUAUUUUGAAAAUAAUGUCUAAACUUAAUUACAUUUAUUUCCUUUUUGAAAGUGAUAAUGCCUUUAUAAUAAUCAGCAUUGACUAUAUAAACAUAAUUGUUUGUGUAUGUGAUGAAAGAAUGUAUAGUGCUAUGACCUAUUAAAAUAAAGAUUAUUAACACUG
Molecule: messenger RNA, 2204 nt
Organism: Patella vulgata (common limpet)
Lineage: Eukaryota; Metazoa; Mollusca; Gastropoda; Patellidae
Product: stomatin-like protein stl-1
Exons: 12
Coding region: 203-1309 (368 amino acids)
Cellular component (GO): membrane
Source: RefSeq, a predicted model, not a curated record